Messenger RNA from Chiroxiphia lanceolata (lance-tailed manakin), 1678 nucleotides. RefSeq names its product galactose mutarotase (gene GALM). NCBI's taxonomy places the organism in Eukaryota, Metazoa, Chordata, Aves, Passeriformes, Pipridae. Gene Ontology annotation, biological process: glucose metabolic process; beta-D-galactose catabolic process via UDP-galactose, Leloir pathway. The record is from RefSeq and is a predicted model, not a curated record. Gene Ontology annotation, molecular function: carbohydrate binding; aldose 1-epimerase activity. The transcript has 8 exons. The coding region runs from base 150 to 1184 and encodes 344 amino acids.
CGGGAGGCGGCCGGGCCGGUGUUCUGGCCGCCCUUUGGAGCCUUGUGUGCUCCCAUCCCGGCCGCCAUUGUUUCUUCCUCCUCACGAGCGUCCUUCCCGGGCAGCGCUGCGGCUCCCCGGAAGGGUCGGUGGCCGGCUUUUGGGGAGCGAUGACAGCGGUGCGGAGAGAGGCGUUCGGGCGGAUGCCCGCGGAGCAGGGAGGAGGAGAGGUGGAGAAGUUCGUUUUACAGUCGGACAGCGUGAAAGUGGAGAUCCUGUCCUUAGGGUGCAUCAUCGCCGCUCUGGAGACUAAAGACAGGGAUGGGAAGUUUUCAGAUGUUGUCCUGGGAUUUGACACUUUGGAAGGUUACACAAGGAAGCACCCCUUCUUCGGUGCUGUCGUGGGGCGUGUUGCCAACAGGAUUGCGAAGGGGAGGUUCACUUUGGACGGGAAGGAGUAUCAGCUGUUCCUCAACAAUGGGCCCAACAGCCUGCAUGGAGGAGCCAAGGGAUUUGACAAGGUUCUCUGGAGCCCCGAGGUACUCCCGGAUGGUGUCCGCUUCUUCCGGCUCAGCCCCGAUGGUGAGGAAGGGUACCCUGGAGACCUGAAAGUCUGGGUGACCUACACCCUCAGUGGCAGGCAGCUGGCCAUCAACUAUCGAGCCCAGACCAGCAAGACGACACCCAUCAGCCUGACAAACCACGCGUACUUCAACCUCGCAGGGCAGGGCUCCCCGGAUGUCUAUGACCACGAGAUCUCCAUUGAAGCAGAUUCCUACCUGCCUGUGGACGACACCAAGAUCCCUACCGGGGAGGUGGCCACUGUACAGGGCACCGGAUUCGAUCUCCGGCAGCCUGUGGAGCUGGGAAAGCACUUGCAGAAGUUUCACCUGGAUGGCUUUGACCACAACUUUUGCCUGCAGCAGGUGCAGUCUCCACGCCUUGUAGCCAGGGCUCGCCACCCACGCACUGGCAGGACCAUGGAGGUUCACACCACCCAGCCUGGCAUCCAGUUUUACACCGGGAACAACCUUGAUGGCUCCCUGAAGGGCAAAGGUGGCAUCACAUACCCCAAGCACUCAGCUUUCUGCCUGGAAACCCAGAACUGGCCCGAUGCCGUCAACAAGCCCCACUUUCCUAACGUCCUACUCCAUCCGGGUGAGGAAUACAACUCCACCACGUGGCUCGUGUUCAACGCUGCUUGAGGAGAAGGGCUGCUGACUCCUGCCAGUGAGAGGGGACUUGCACUUCUUUGCGGGCUUCCUGAUGGUGAGCGGCUGAAAGGAAAAGAAUCCACAAUUAACAUUUCAGCAGUCCUUUGGGAUUCACGAAUACAGGAAAAAGCAACAGGGUGACACCUAGACUCUGGCACCCUUUAAGCACUGUUUUUUAAUAAAAUAACCAAUCAGUAUGGAAAACGGUAAUAGGUUGAUGAUUUAGACAUAAUACUUUUUUUUUCUUUCAAAUUUUUGCAUUUCUUUCCUGUUAUUUUUAUAAUACAAUUUACAAGUGAUUACUGUAAGGCUAUCUAAUUACUAAUAGUGACCUUCAGAGAGGUAGGAUACCUCUUCACUGUUCUGAAACAGCAGCUUGUCAAAACCUAUUGUGAUCAUUCAGCAUUUGUGAGUACCUACUCACACCCUUGUGAUUGUUUGACACUGAAGUUGUAAAAAUGAACGAUUAAAGAGUUCAAAUUAGG